UUCAAGAUGCUAUUUUUCUAAUCACAGUAGUCUGAUUCUGUCAUGUCAUUUUCGAUUCCUACAAAAACUGAUCGCGUAAUAUUUUUCGUUCGUUUUUUAAACUUUCCGUCUUGUGAGUGCUGUGCAGCAUAUCAUGGAGUUCAAAGCAUUAAAAACCACAAAGGAAAUAACCUCAAAAGUCAACACUGGCGUCCCAAAGAAAUCGUCCACGCUGACAUUUGUGCAUUCCCGCCAAUCAAGCACCCUAUCGCGGACUUCCAGCAGGCAAAGCCACCUGAAUCUCGCAGACCGGAAAUCGUCAAACACUAACCUGGCGGGCAAAGCGCGUCCAACGACCAGUUUUAUUUCCACGCGGGUGACGCAUCCGUCCUCCAGUUCGUGCAUUACCGUGGACGACAAGCUCCCGCUGGGAGUCCACCGGCUGGGCACCCUUCCAGCCUAUCUGCGAAACAAACGCCCAGCGACGGCAACCGCCAAGCUGGAAAGUGGCCAAUCCCCGAUGAUCCACCGGAAAACGGAUUCACCGAAGGAAGAGCCAUUUAAGUUCGAUGCGGUAACGCCGAGUAAAGCGGCUACGCAACAAGGUGACGCAAAGGAAGAAACAAAAAACGAUGACUCCGGGAUCCAGGUUAGCAGUCCACCGUGCGAAGGACAGACGCCGGACGGCAGCGAGGCUCUUCAGGAAAUGGUUCAGGAAAUGGGCUUGAAGGAGAUUCUUUCCAAAAUGAGGCACCUGGGCGACUCGUGCGAUGGAAAGCAGAAACGUAUUGAGCAACUGGAGUCGGAAAUCGUUCGACUUCGUAGGUCAAUUGAGGACCGCGAUGAUGAUAUUCAGAAGAUGAAGUUCAACAUGAACAAGGUGCGGUCCUUGGCGAACAAUCGAGAUACGAUCGCGCGGGAUGGUCUGCAGGAACUGGAGAAGAAACUCGACAGCCUGCAGAAGGAAUUGACUCAGAAAUGCAACGAUCUCUUCAAAAGUAAAGAUAAGAUUAGCAGACUGAAGCAGAAACUGGCAGAAUCCACUGCAACUGUUGAGGAGCGAGACCGAACCAUUUUUGACCUUCUGGAGAAGGACGCAGUUCGGGCGGCGGAAUUCAAAGCAACGCAACAAUCGAGCGAUGAAUUGAAGCAACAACUGACAGCGCUGCGCAAAGAACUCACCGCAAAAGACACGCAAAUAAUCGAAAUGCAGACGAACGAUCCGAUGAAGCUUGUUCAGUCGGAAGUGGAUGCGUAUCACAGUGUGGUGGCAACCCUGCGUAAGGAAGUCGAACAGCUGCGCUUCGAGAACCAAAUGCUUGCCAGCUUGAAAAAACAAGACGACGUAAUGCUGCAGAUUCGCACCAAGUUGUUCGAGAACGUCGAGCGCAACAAGGAGUCGUACAAGGCACAACUGAAACAGUUGUGUAGAAGUGGAAGUGUGGAAGAAAUUGAUGAAGAGAUUAAUCAAAUUGAGGAGGUAAGUUCUCGACAACGGAGGUCCGUUUUUGAAGAAUUGGACGACAAGCAGUGCGCCGCGGAAGAUCAGACCGACGAGCAGUGGAAAGAAGUAGGCAGCCAAAUACUGAGCAUGGCGAAGCUCCUCAUCAAGGAGAAUAAGGGAUUGCUAGAUAUUGUAAGAUCUCAUUGCGAUGCAGACACACAAGACGGAGAACACAUGCGAUCAGUGGAAAACGAUGAGCAGAAUCAACUGGUGGAGGAUUCGUUGUUAUCCGAGGAAUCGACAAUCUUGGUUAGAGAAAGUGACGAACGGUGCGAUGUGGAAGAGGAAAUUACCAGUAGAAUCGUUUACGAUGAACAAAUUUUGAGCAUAUGAUGAUGGUACUAAAUUAAGUGAGAUUCAAUAAGAUGGAUUCUAGUUUAA
This is a messenger RNA of Armigeres subalbatus, 1864 nucleotides long. RefSeq names its product interaptin-like. The record is from RefSeq and is a predicted model, not a curated record. The transcript has 6 exons. The coding region runs from base 134 to 1816 and encodes 560 amino acids. Lineage: Eukaryota; Metazoa; Arthropoda; Insecta; Diptera; Culicidae.